Protomyces lactucae-debilis is the source of this 530-nucleotide messenger RNA. RefSeq lists its product as uncharacterized. NCBI's taxonomy places the organism in Eukaryota, Fungi, Ascomycota, Taphrinomycetes, Taphrinales, Protomycetaceae. The record is from RefSeq and is a predicted model, not a curated record. The transcript has a single exon. The coding region runs from base 47 to 481 and encodes 144 amino acids.
UACUCCUCCAUUCACUCACAGACACUCCCCAAAGACAACCCUGAGCAUGCAGUCACCAUCCAUUCUCCUGACUCUCUUCUGCCUGGCGCUCAGUACAAGUAUUGCUCUGUCAAUCAAUUCACGCACACCCCUGUCUCUCUUGCGCUUGAGCGAUGGUCAAGGUCUAUACUACAAUGCAACAAGCACAAGAUCUGGCUCAGCUCAGAGUACUAGCUCAGAAAUACCUGCAAGAAACAUCACGCACGCAUCAGCUGGUAAUCUGAUACUGGCAACCUCCGUCAACUGGACGCUCCCAUUGCUGCUCAACACGACGACAAUCCUUGCAACAGCUACUCGCACAAAUGAGACGACACGCAGUUCUCAAGACACUCAUGGAGAUAUACGCAGUACUACAAGAGCAUUAGCACCUCAAUGGACAAGUCUCAUCACCAUGCAAUCGAGCGCACGACCCACGAGAACACCGGUAGUCCGAUUUGUGUGAACACACAUGGUGGCAUGACCAACACUACACAACUGAGGAGCGCUGGCGU